AGGGGGCGGGGGCCGGCGGCGGUGCUGAACGCCAGCCGCUGCUUAUUGCCCGCGGGCUCCCCACCGCGCCCUCGUCGGCUGUGCGAGCGGUGCGAUUCCCAGGCGCUAGCGCUCGAGCCGGUGCGCUCCCAGGGCAAGCACCGAAGCUGCUGGAUCCCCGGGGAGCGAAGGAGCCGCUCCCAGACCAGGCUGCUGCCAUCUCACGGCCAGCGGAGGACCAUCCCUGCCGCUCCGCGUCGGGGCUGCCAGAGGAGGACAAGGACAUGCUGGGCGGCGGCAGUGACUCGGGCCUGGCCACCGCCGCGGCGCGGGGGCAGGUGGAGACGGUGCGGCAGCUCCUGGAAGCCGGUGCGGAUCCCAACGCCAUCAACCGCUUCGGGAGGCGCCCAAUUCAGGUCAUGAUGAUGGGCAGCGCCCAGGUGGCAGAGCUGCUGCUGCUCCACGGAGCCGAACCCAACUGCGCCGACCCCGCCACUCUCACCAGACCCGUGCACGAUGCGGCUCGGGAGGGCUUCCUGGACACGCUGGUGGCGCUGCACAGGGCAGGGGCGCGGCUUGAUGUGUGUGACGCCUGGGGCCGCCUGCCGGUGGACCUGGCUGAAGAACAGGGCCACCGUGACAUUGCGAGGUAUCUGCAUGCUGCCACUGGAGACUGAUGGCAGCAGGUUCGCUCAGCCUCCUGCAAGGACUUUUUUUCACCCCACCACCAUCUAGGCAGACUGCAAGCGUGAAGGGGAACUCGGCAGAACCGGCAAGCCUUCCAAAACUCAAAGCCUAUCCAGGAAGGCAAAGCCAAUCAGAAAUAACUUCCCAAGUGUUUUCCUGCAUCUGGGUCUAGCCCUCUGUUCUCACCCAGAAGCCAAAGGGAUCACCAAUUUGAUUUAGUCUUGUGUGAAGUUCCCUGGGCCCUUUACCUUUCAGGACAUGGUGUAAAAUAACAAGGGAAGUUCUUGAAUCUCCACAACAUGAUGUUGCAGUGGGAAGUGGAGAGCGUGGUGAUAGAUAUUUGGGAGGUAACAGUCAGUACCUUCCCCUGUGAACUCCCAAUGUAGAUGAUCCCCAGGCUAGGGGGAAACCCUGAAGACGAGAUGAGCAGCACUGAAGUGCCCCUGGGGCUUUAAGCACUGUGUCACGUCAUGCCUGGUGAUUCACCUGCAAAAUGGCAUUCUGCUGAAAGUGAGGACUCGUCCCCAGCUCCACCUGGAAGAUGACAGCAGAUGUUGCUAAACUCUGUGAACCACGGUUGCUUAAUGGUCUGGUUCCUGACAGACUCAACCUACACAAAGUCCAGUGGUGAAUCGUAGUAUGUAGCAAUUUGCUCUAUGUAAAAUAGUUUAGGAACCCCUCUAGGAACUUCCUACUUUUGAGUUCUUUAGAAACAGUGUAUUUAAUGAGUUACACUUUUAACAGUGUUAACUUCUUCUGGUCCUCAGCAGAGGUGAAGUGCAGCUUGUUUUUGUUUGGUUGGUUUUCCUUCCUUCUUUCCUUUUUAAGGCAGUGCUUUCCACUUGUAGCUCAAGCUAACCUCAAGUCCUGGUACCCCUGCCUUAGCCUCCUAAGGACUGGGCUUGUAGCAGGCACCCCUUCUUUAGUACAGAUCCCUAGGGAAACAGUGACAUGUGGCACACUCCUAGUGGCAGUGCACACCCUGCUUUCGUCCUCUUUAUUUCUCUGUUCACUGUUUCCUGUAUAGUGUCUCAGGAGAACUACGCUGGGGUCCUUUUAAACGAGAGACGCACUUACCCUAGUCAGUUACCUUGGGCUACUGCCUAAAGGUUAGGAAAAAGAGGUUGAGAUGAACUUACUGAAAUUGAAUGACAACUUGUGGGCUGCCUUGCUACUUGUCUACUGAACAAAUUGUGGGUACUCUGUGGGGCUUCCAUUGUGACUUAGCUCAUUUUACAGCAUUGAAACAAUUGAUACAUCCAUGUUUUAAUAAAGAAUAAACAGCAUAGAUAGACUCCA
Messenger RNA from Peromyscus leucopus (white-footed mouse), 1965 nucleotides. RefSeq names its product cyclin-dependent kinase 4 inhibitor B. Gene Ontology annotation, molecular function: protein kinase binding; cyclin-dependent protein serine/threonine kinase inhibitor activity. Gene Ontology annotation, biological process: negative regulation of cell population proliferation; regulation of cyclin-dependent protein serine/threonine kinase activity. The record is from RefSeq and is a predicted model, not a curated record. The transcript is spliced from 2 exons. Lineage: Eukaryota; Metazoa; Chordata; Mammalia; Rodentia; Cricetidae. The coding region runs from base 264 to 656 and encodes 130 amino acids. Gene Ontology annotation, cellular component: nucleus.